AUGGCUUCAAAGUGGUCUCGAUCAAAAAAGCCGCGCAGAGCGGGAUUCGCACGUGAAGUCCUAGAAGUCAGUCCCGGACAAGGAAAACGCUGGUCGGUAUGGCCAAGGUGCCUCGAUGACAUCCAGCAGUCUUUGAGACUCGGACUCAAAUACACCUUCGAGCCUUCGCGCUUGGCUUCAGGACGUACCGACAUUUGCGAGACGUUGCUGAAGGGAAGCUUCAAAUGCACCAACGUCAAAUGCUCGGGCAGAUUCUGGACCACUGGAGGCAUCGCCACGAACAUACAGCGCUAUUCUGCCCGACGCCAGUUCAACGUGACGAUCGAACACCAGAAAUGCGGCAGGUGUGGUAAAUUCGGCAGGCCAAGUCUAAACAAGCAUGCCUUCAUCAAAGUCGUCUCUCAGUGCCUCCGAUUCUGGAACGGUCUCGCGGAUGAGCUUCCUUUCCGGGCCAAGAAAUUCAACAACAAGUCCCGUCAUCACGCCAGGUUAUGUGGCGGUUGCAAAAAGAGCACCUGUCAUGAAGGGCGCCUAGUCAAGCCUGAAGAAUUUGACAAGCACGACAUUGAAUUCGAAUCCGAAGACUCUGAUGGGUCUGAAGACUGUGUAGACUUUGUAGACCCUGAGGAUUUUAUCAACGUCCAGCGCAAUUUCAUCAAUGCCAUUGGUACCGGGUCCAAGAAACCAAUGAAUGAGCAAACGACCUGA
Molecule: messenger RNA, 708 nt
Organism: Dissoconium aciculare CBS 342.82
Lineage: Eukaryota; Fungi; Ascomycota; Dothideomycetes; Mycosphaerellales; Dissoconiaceae
Exons: 1
Coding region: 1-708 (235 amino acids)
Source: RefSeq, a predicted model, not a curated record